UUAAUUUUUAAAAAUAAAAAAUAAAAUAAAUAAUAAUAGGUUUAAAUCAUUAUUAUAAAAUAAAAUUAGACACUAUGGGAUUAGAUGAGUACAAAAAAAGAUUAGGGGAAAGAAUUAAAAAAGAAGAGAAGGGCAAAUUUGACAUUUCCUAUCACUCCAUUUUGCACUAUAUAUACACUUGGAUUUCGGACUCCCAAGUCCCACCCACCGGUCAAAGCAAAUAUUUUUUAACAACGACAAAGGCACUCCACGGUACUCCUCCGAUCAACUAUUUCUCCGCCGGGAACUCCUUACUCCGAUGGCUCAGAAGGUUCUUAUCAUCGGAGGAACUGGCUACAUCGGUAAAUUCAUCGUACAAGCCAGCGCCAAAGCUGGUCAUCCUACAUAUGCAUUGAUCCGCAGGUCUUCGCUCGAAAGCCCCGCCAAGAAUCGAAUCCUCAAUCAUUUCAAAAGCUUAGGAGUCAAUUUUCUCUUCGGUGAUCUCUUUGACAAUGAGAGUUUGGUUAAGGCGAUUAAGCAGGUUGAUGUGGUGAUAUCAACCCUUGGUGGCCAUAUGGUUCCCCAUCAACAUAAGAUCCUAUCUGCUAUCAAGCAAGCUGGCAAUGUGAAGAGGUUCUUUCCUUCUGAGUUCGGUAACGAUGCGGAUCAUAUCGAUGCUGUGGAACCAGCGAAAUCUAUGUAUGCUGCAAAGGCUGAAUUUCGUAGGGCUAUUGAAGCUGAGGGAAUCCCACAUACAUUUGUGGUAUGCAAUUUCUUCGAUGGUUACUUUCUUAGCAACUUGUCUCAGCCAGAUGCAAGCGUCCCACCUAGAGACAAAGUCGUUAUCUUAGGAGAUGGAACUCCCAAAGUCAUUUACAACAAGGAAGAAGACGUUGGAACGUACACAAUCCGAGCAAUAGAUGAUCCAAGAACCCUCAACAAGAUCAUGUACCUUAGGCCCCCAGCUAACAUCUACUCAACCAAUGAUCUCGUGUCGCUGUGGGAGAGAAAAAUUGGCAAGAGUCUUAAAAGAAUCUAUGUACCAGAGGAAGAAGUAUUGAAGAAAAUCCGAGAGACUUCAUAUCCACUUAAUAUAGAAUUGGCACUAUGUCACACUGCUCAAGUGAAGGGAUGUCAAACUAAUUUUAGUAUUGAACCAUCUUUUGGAGUUGAAGCUUCAGCAUUGUACCCAGAUGUUCGAUAUACAACUGUAGAAGAAUACCUCGACCAGUUUGUCUAAAGAAAAAGUCUUUUGUUUUUUUGUCUUUUUUUUUUUACUUUUGUCAUUUUGGCAUAAUGGGUGUAAGUCUUAGGCCGUUGGGUGUUAUGAUUCAUGUAUAAUAAGGAAAUGCUCUUAUUUGAAAAUAGAGGUUCUUACAUAAUUCAAAGUUUAGAAUGAGAGUUUGAAGAAAAGUUUAUUCUCGUCCUCCUUUUUCUAUGAUGGGUAAGUGAAACAAAUAUCAAUUUAUACCCUAAACUUUGUAUUGUACCAAUUUUAACUUAAAAUUACCUCUUUAUAGAAUGUGUUAGACAUAUAUUGUGAAUCAA
Messenger RNA from Cucumis sativus (cucumber), 1527 nucleotides. RefSeq names its product phenylcoumaran benzylic ether reductase POP1. The transcript has 5 exons. The record is from RefSeq and is a predicted model, not a curated record. Gene Ontology annotation, molecular function: oxidoreductase activity. The coding region runs from base 299 to 1219 and encodes 306 amino acids. NCBI's taxonomy places the organism in Eukaryota, Viridiplantae, Streptophyta, Magnoliopsida, Cucurbitales, Cucurbitaceae.